Messenger RNA from Gallus gallus (chicken), 6572 nucleotides. It is a transcript of the gene EPHA4, whose product is annotated as EPH receptor A4. The coding region runs from base 220 to 3363 and encodes 1047 amino acids. The record is from RefSeq and is a predicted model, not a curated record. NCBI's taxonomy places the organism in Eukaryota, Metazoa, Chordata, Aves, Galliformes, Phasianidae. Gene Ontology annotation, molecular function: transmembrane-ephrin receptor activity; protein binding; ATP binding. The transcript has 18 exons. Gene Ontology annotation, cellular component: neuron projection; plasma membrane. Gene Ontology annotation, biological process: cell surface receptor protein tyrosine kinase signaling pathway; axon guidance; protein phosphorylation.
GGACGGAGACUUGUGGCAUACAGCAGUGUGGCUGCUCCUCUCAAAGGCUGCUCCCAGGCCACAUGUGGAGAUGUUGGAGGGCCAUGGUAAGCCCCUGGGCUGGGGUGGGAUGGCAGCAGGGAUGGGGGCCCUGUUGUGGAGCUCCUGUCCUGCAGGGACUUAGUUCCUAACAGUUCAGUAGGGAAGCAGCCCUGGAAGUGAAAUACUGGCUGCUGGGGUAUGUCAUUUGCUGGAGCUGAGGAAGCUCAGGAGUGGGAGUGGGGAAGGACAGCGCCUGGUUGUAGGGACCAGCUGGAGCUGUGGCAUGUGUGGGUGGAGGGGCCGCCAUCUUGUCUCAUGCAGCAGUCCAGCUCUGCUUGUAGGCGAGCAGGGGAGGAAGUGGAGCCAGUCGGGGAAGCCUCUGAGAAACCCAUGGGGCAGUUUCUCCUGAAGGUGAAACUCAGAAAACAAGUUUUCUGCCCACUUGUCUUCAGAAGGUGGAGAGUGAAUCUGGUUCUCUUCAGGCAGCUCAGCUCGGACAAAGACAGCAAAGGACCUCGGAUCUUCCUGGUGCUUCGUGUGUGGGAGGAAGUGAGCAUAAUGGAUGAGAAGAACACUCCGAUCCGCACCUACCAAGUUUGCAAUGUGAUGGAGCCCAGUCAGAAUAAUUGGUUACGAACUGAUUGGAUUCCCCGCGAGGGGGCUCAGAGGGUAUAUAUUGAAAUCAAGUUCACGCUGAGAGACUGCAACAGCCUGCCAGGUGUCAUGGGAACUUGCAAAGAGACUUUCAACCUCUAUUACUAUGAAUCAAACAACGACAAGGAGCGUUUUAUUCGAGAGAGCCAGUUUGCCAAGAUUGACACCAUUGCUGCUGAUGAGAGCUUCACCCAGGUGGACAUUGGUGACAGGAUCAUGAAGCUGAAUACAGAGGUGCGGGACGUGGGGCCUCUCAGCAAGAAAGGGUUUUACUUGGCUUUCCAGGACGUCGGUGCCUGCAUUGCUUUGGUGUCUGUUCGUGUCUUCUAUAAGAAGUGCCCACUGACAGUUCGAAACCUGGCACAGUUUCCAGACACCAUUACUGGGGCUGAUACAUCCUCUCUGGUGGAGGUUCGUGGCUCCUGUGUCAACAACUCGGAAGAGAAGGACGUGCCAAAAAUGUACUGCGGGGCAGAUGGUGAAUGGCUGGUACCCAUUGGCAACUGUCUGUGCAAUGCUGGCUAUGAAGAACGCAAUGGUGAAUGCCAAGCUUGCAAAAUCGGAUACUACAAGGCGCUCUCAACAGAUGUUGCAUGUGCCAAAUGCCCGCCUCACAGCUACUCCAUCUGGGAAGGCUCUACCUCCUGCACCUGUGAUCGGGGCUUCUUCCGAGCAGAAAAUGAUGCUGCAUCCAUGCCCUGCACUCGCCCUCCAUCCGCACCCCAGAACCUGAUUUCCAACGUCAACGAGACGUCAGUGAACUUGGAGUGGAGCGCCCCACAGAACAAGGGAGGACGGGACGACAUCUCCUACAACGUGGUGUGCAAGCGCUGCGGGGCAGGGGAGCCCAGCCACUGCCGGUCCUGUGGCAGUGGUGUACAUUUCAGCCCCCAGCAGAACGGGCUGAAAACCACGAAGGUUUCCAUCACUGACCUCCUGGCACACACCAACUACACCUUUGAGGUCUGGGCAGUGAAUGGAGUGUCCAAGCACAACCCCAGCCAGGACCAAGCUGUGUCGGUCACUGUGACAACUAACCAAGCAGCUCCAUCCCCAAUUGCAUUGAUCCAGGCUAAAGAGAUAACGAGGCACAGCGUUGCCUUGGCCUGGCUGGAACCUGACAGGCCCAAUGGAGUCAUCCUGGAGUAUGAAGUCAAGUACUAUGAAAAGGACCAAAACGAGCGCAGCUAUCGCAUUGUGAAGACAGCCUCCAGGAAUACUGACAUCAAAGGUUUGAACCCCCUGACUUCAUAUGUAUUUCAUGUGCGGGCCAGGACAGCAGCAGGAUACGGAGACUUCAGUGGGCCGUUUGAGUUCACAACUAACACAGUUCCUUCCCCCAUCAUUGGCGAUGGUACCAAUCCCACAGUGCUGCUUGUUUCAGUGGCUGGCAGUGUUGUUCUUGUGGUCAUUCUCAUUGCAGCCUUUGUCAUCAGCAGGAGGCGCAGCAAAUACAGUAAAGCUAAGCAAGAGGCAGAUGAGGAGAAACAUUUGAACCAAGGUGUCAGAACAUAUGUGGAUCCUUUUACAUAUGAGGAUCCAAAUCAAGCUGUGAGGGAAUUUGCCAAAGAAAUUGAUGCCUCCUGCAUAAAGAUUGAGAAAGUUAUUGGUGUGGGGGAAUUUGGUGAAGUAUGCAGUGGACGUCUCAAAGUUCCAGGAAAAAGAGAAAUCUGUGUGGCUAUCAAGACUCUGAAAGCUGGUUACACUGACAAACAACGGAGAGACUUCCUGAGUGAGGCCAGCAUCAUGGGACAAUUUGACCACCCCAAUAUCAUCCACUUGGAAGGCGUUGUUACUAAAUGUAAACCAGUAAUGAUCAUAACUGAGUACAUGGAGAAUGGCUCCUUGGAUGCCUUCCUCCGGAAGAAUGAUGGCAGAUUUACAGUAAUCCAGUUGGUGGGGAUGCUUCGUGGCAUCGGCUCAGGAAUGAAGUAUCUGUCUGACAUGAGCUAUGUGCAUCGGGAUCUAGCUGCUCGAAACAUACUGGUCAACAGCAACUUGGUCUGCAAAGUGUCUGACUUCGGCAUGUCCCGUGUCCUGGAAGAUGACCCUGAGGCAGCUUAUACCACACGGGGUGGCAAGAUCCCUAUCCGAUGGACUGCACCAGAGGCAAUUGCCUACCGUAAAUUUACAUCGGCUAGUGACGUGUGGAGCUAUGGCAUCGUCAUGUGGGAAGUGAUGUCCUAUGGAGAGAGACCUUACUGGGAUAUGUCCAAUCAAGAUGUUAUUAAAGCCAUUGAGGAAGGGUAUCGGUUGCCACCCCCAAUGGACUGCCCCAUUGCUCUCCAUCAGCUGAUGUUAGACUGCUGGCAGAAGGAACGCAGCGACAGACCUAAAUUUGGACAGAUUGUCAACAUGCUGGACAAACUCAUCCGCAACCCUAACAGCCUGAAGAGGACAGGCAGCGAGAGCUCCAGACCCAGCACAGCCCUGCUGGAUCCCAGCUCCCCGGAGUUCUCGGCGGUUGUUUCUGUCAGUGACUGGCUCCAAGCCAUUAAAAUGGAGCGAUACAAGGAUAACUUCACAGCUGCUGGCUAUACCACCCUAGAGGCUGUGGUGCAUAUGAACCAGGACGACCUGGCCAGGAUCGGGAUCACUGCCAUCACACACCAGAACAAGAUCUUGAGCAGCGUUCAAGCCAUGCGCAGCCAAAUGCAACAGAUGCACGGCAGGAUGGUGCCCGUCUGAGCCAGUACUGAAUAAACUCAAAACUCUUGAAAUUAGUUUACCUCAUCCAUGCACUUUAAUUGAAGAACUGCACUUUUUUUACUUCGUCUCCUCGCCCGUUGAAAUAAAGAUCUGCAGCAUUGCUUGAUGUACAGAUUGUGGAAACCGAGCGUGUGUUGGGAGGGGGGCCUCCAGAAAUGACAAGCCGUCAUUUUAAACCAGACCUGGAACAAAUUGUUUCUUGGAACAUACUUCUCUGUUGAUCAACGAUAUGUAAAAUACAUGUAUCUAUAUAAAUAUAAUGUCACAGUCAAGUUUUGAUGCUAUGUUUGCUGCCAGAUACUGUGCUUAAAAAACAAAAUUACUUUCCUUCUCCCUGUGACCUGUAGGAUUACAACCAUAGUGUUUUAUUUGUGGGUGAAACCGCAGUUGUGCAUCUUUCACUGGAAUGAAGAAUCUGCCCUAGGAUCUUUUUUGCAGACUUGAUGCAACGCUGAUACCUUGCAGAAACCUCAUUGAGAGUAUCAUUUGGCUAAUCAGUGCUUGGCGAUUAGCAAUCUACCCAUUUACGGGCUUGAGAUGUGGAAUGACCCACCUCACGGAUUACUGGGCAGAACUGGACUUCUGGGAAGACUGUUGGCUAUUGCUGUGCUGAAUUCUGCCACUUUGAGAGGUUUCGUGACCGUCUUGUCAGCAGUCAGCUGUGGUAGUCGUGGCUGUGGAGCUUUCAGACUUUUCUCUUUCAAGAAGCAGUUCAAUUUGCCACAUGGAGAAAGGUCAGUGAAAGUACAGUGUCCGGCAUGGUUGUGGUGCUUCAUUUCUUAGUCUGUGCUAGGAUUUCAUCAAAGUAAAAGACGUGGAAAAGAGCCAGGAUCUUUUAUGCUUAUGCCACAGUGGGCAAGAGUGGGACUUGGAGGAUAUGUGCUCUGGAACAGACACAGCUUUUCAGCUGUACCUGGCACAGUGUCAGGAAGGGAAAUUAUAUUUUGCCUUCACGGCCUCCUACUCCGUCCCGUUGAUCUCACUGACCAUGGAGGAACACAGACUGGACCCUGAAGCCUUCUGGAUCCAUGGUUGCAUCUUCCCUAGCACUGAUUCUGGAAACCACACACUGAACAGUCGUCGGGCCCUGAAGAGUGUGACUUUUACUUUCUCUUUUUUUUUCCUUGCCACCCACGCCAUUUUUUCUUCAUUGAAAGAUAGCUAACUCGGUAAGAUUCAGCACCCAGUUGUCACUGGGAGGAAUGUACUGUGUCAAAGCCCCGCAGACUUGUUGAUUUUUUAUUCCCUUCUGCUUUCUAUUCCUACCUUGGAUUUUAUUUAUAUAUUCUGUUAUUCUCUAUCCUCACUCCCCUGCCUGCUGCCGCCUCAUCUCACAUGGAUGCAGGUGGCAGAACACCACACAUCUUACCAUGGACGCUGGGCCAGGCGCCGCAGCGGAGAACCCAGUUGCUGUGAGCUGCCUGUAUACAUUGCUGACGUGACAUUUUACACGAAACGUGCCAUUGCAGUGAUAUAAAUAUAUUUUUUUCCCUUGAAUGGAUAAUGGAUUAUUAUCUCCUCUGGAAGGUGCGCGUGUGUGUUCGUGUGUGUGUGCGCGUGCAAAUCACCUCGUGUGUACAACUGCCUGUGAAUGUGCCCAAGCGUCCCUGGGAGCCACGUGAUGUCCCUCUGCCAUGUGAGCACGGCCCAGCAGCUCGGCUCUGCAGCGGUGGCAGGAACACGCGUUGAGAAGUGUUGAAAUGUCUGUGUCUGUAGGUGUGUUUUUAACUGCCACGCUACGUAUAAUGAGUAGUUCUGCAGCCUAAAACAGGGACAGUUUCAAGUUAGUUUCGAAGUUGUGGAUUACAGGAUCCAUAAGGGUGCUAAAGAUUUUCUUACAUGUUGUUUCUUCUUACUGACGUUCUGUUCAUGAUCCAGAGCAACCAUUUGCUCAGUGACAAGGUGAUGGAGGCAGCACCUGCAUAUCCAUCCACUGAUAACCCUCACCCGAACUCUUAAGUAGCCUUUUUUUUUGAUCUGCAGAUGUAGGGUUUUAAAGACUUGCUGAAUGCGAACAAAUAUAUGCAGUUCUUCCAUUCACAGAAGCACCUUGCUCUGCGUGCAAGCUGUGAAAACUUGUAAGUUAAUAAUCCAAACACCAGUUUGCUCCCUGCACAGUUAAGGAAUGAAAUCACAACACUUCCAAGGUUGCAGUGGUUAGCCAGAGGGCUGUGGCGUGCCGUAGGAGCAUGGGAAGUGCCAUAGGAGACACCGCGGGCCUGAGGAGCAGUGCUGCUGCUCCCUGGUGCUGCCUGCCACAGCUUUCUGCCUUUGGAGAGCUCGGUGCAAGCCAGGUCUUUAAGGGGGUAUGUGCUGGAGCCUGGGGAGCACGCAUGCUACUGGCGCCCCGGUCAGCCCAGAGACGUCCUGGGACAGGGAUGUGGGUGCGCCGCUCUGAAUGAGAGUGCAGCACAGGCCACAGCCGCUGCCGGCCACCCCACAGCCUCUCUCCUCCUCGCCGGCCGCUUUGGGACCAUCCCUAGAAGGAGCCGGGCCUGGCGUUAGGCGCAGUGCCCCGGGGCUGUGCUGGGUGCAGCUGGUGCAGGAGAGCUGCCAGCUGCUGUCCCACUGCUCAGCGCAACGCACUCCUGCUGGGGAGGAGGUUGUGUUGCUCACACCCCGCGCGGUCAUGUCGGUCCGGGUUUCCUGCUGUACUCAUUCCGUGAUGGCUCUAUGUAAUAAAAAUAUGUAUGUAUAAAAUACAGAAGGCUGGAAGUGACCAGUGAACGGGACUUACAAAGCAGUAUUUUUUUUUAUGUGACAUUUUCAUAACCAGAAAAAAAAAAAACCCACAAAAAAACAAACAAAAAAAAACCCCUCCCCGAAAUACUAACCAGACGAAUAAAAAGAGAGUGCAUUUAUUUUUUUGUAUCACUGCAAGUAUGUUGGAAUAUGCAAGGACUGUGGUUAAAAUUAGAAUGUAUGAGGCGUAUUAUAAUUUAGUUCAUACUGAAAAAAUCUAACAGCAUUUCUUGGUUCGUGCAUUUGAACGAUCUCUGGGUUAGAUAUUAUAGAUUUUCUAUUUUGAGUUAAUUUGUAAUGUUUUCCCCUUCCAUGAAUUUUAGGUACACAUAACUUAUGUCAUUUAUUUAUGGUCUUUUAUACCUAGUUUGUAAAAUUGUAAAAUAGCAAACAGUGCAAACAUUUGCAUUUGAAAAUAAUAAAGUAGUUGCUGUACAAACUUGAAA